Xenopus tropicalis (tropical clawed frog) is the source of this 1246-nucleotide messenger RNA. It is a transcript of the gene ercc1, whose product is annotated as excision repair cross-complementation group 1. The coding region runs from base 94 to 984 and encodes 296 amino acids. Lineage: Eukaryota; Metazoa; Chordata; Amphibia; Anura; Pipidae. The transcript is spliced from 10 exons. The record is from RefSeq and is a predicted model, not a curated record. Gene Ontology annotation, cellular component: nucleus. Gene Ontology annotation, biological process: telomere maintenance; DNA recombination; nucleotide-excision repair. Gene Ontology annotation, molecular function: damaged DNA binding.
CCCAUAAUGGAAUCCUUAGAAGGGGCAUGUGACCAGCUAACCCCGGAAGCCAUCCUGUCUGCAUAGAGAAGUGUAGCAGGGAGAGACGGAUAAAUGGAGCAUCUGACCAGUAUGGAAAAGAAAAAUUAUAACUCGAGAGAAGGGGGACCCAAAAUAUUUCUAUCCAAGGAGCCAGUUUCUCAUCCGGCCUUUGAUAAGGUAGAAACAAUGCCAAUGGUAAAAUCUGGGAGUUAUGCGGAUUACAUUUUUCAGGAGGAGACGAAGAGUACUGUACCAAAACACCAAGUUAGCAGUGUGGGUGUAAGAGAAAAUGAAGUUUGCAUUAUGGAGCAAGCAGCGAAUCAAACUACAAAGUCUGUAGGAGUGAGAAGCAGUAUUAUUGUCAGCACCCGACAGCGAGGAAACUCACUACUUAAAUAUUUGCGAAAUGUGCCAUGGGAGUUCGGAAACAUUAUUCCCGACUAUGUACUUGGGGAAACCUGCUGUGCUCUCUUUCUGAGUCUGCGUUACCAUAAUCUGAAUCCAGAGUACAUACAUUUGCGUCUGAGGUCCCUUGGUCAAUCCUUUGCACUACGUGUGCUUCUUGUACAAGUGGAUGUGAAAGACCCUCAUUUUUCUCUUAAAGAGUUGGCAAAGAUCUGUAUCCUUUCUGAUUGCACACUAAUACUAAGCUGGAGUCCUGAGGAGGCUGCCCGGUACCUUGAGACAUACAAAUGUUAUGAGCAGAAGCCUGCAGAUGUGCUGAAAGAAAGAACUGAGAAGGACCUUAUGUCCAGAAUGGCAGAGUGUCUCACAACUGUUAAGUAUGUAAACAAGACAGACAGCUGUACUUUAUUCACCACAUUUGGGACUUUGUUUGACCUUGCAAAUGCAUCACGUGAAGAUCUUUCUUUAUGCCCUGGCCUUGGACCUCAGAAAGCUAAAAGACUAUAUGACACAUUUCAUGAACCAUUCCUAAAAACAAGCACAAUGACAUUUCAGUGAAAGUCUUUGGAACUAACGGAACAGCAAUGAUUCCACGUGACUGGGACAACCUAAAGCUAUGUAAAAGGAUUUUUUUUAGGGAACUAAUUUCUGUUACAUAAUUUCUGUUAAGUGUGAAAAAUUAAAAUGUUGUGUGGCUAUUUCCAAUUUGCAACUUUUAAUUUGACAUUUAUUUGUUUGCACAUUUUGUAUGCCAUAGGGCUGGUUUACCUAUCUAACCUGUAGUGCAAAAGUGCAUUUAUUAAAACUCUAUUUUUGCGUA